Molecule: messenger RNA, 2931 nt
Organism: Carcharodon carcharias (great white shark)
Lineage: Eukaryota; Metazoa; Chordata; Chondrichthyes; Lamniformes; Lamnidae
Gene: aldh4a1
Product: aldehyde dehydrogenase 4 family, member A1
Exons: 15
Coding region: 117-1787 (556 amino acids)
Molecular function (GO): L-glutamate gamma-semialdehyde dehydrogenase (NAD+) activity
Source: RefSeq, a predicted model, not a curated record
ACAUCAGCCCAACGACUCCGCCAACCGCGCGCGACCGCCGCGAGGAGCCGAGGCAGCGGGCAGGCCGCACCCCUUUUCUGUCCCGAGCCUGAGGAGGCGAGGUCGGAGCGGGCGCCAUGCUGAGUCUCCGGCGGCUUCUGCUGAAGGGCCAUUCCGGGUUCCGGUUACAACACACAGCUCCAGUAGCUGUGAAGAAUGAACCAAUACUCGAUUUCAAACGAGGAAGCUCAGAACGACAAGCUCUGGAGAAGGCCCUGAAUGACCUGAAAGGACAGACACUUGAGGUCCCCUGUGUGGUUGGUGGAGAACCUGUCUGGACCAACGAAAUACGAUACCAGCUAUGUCCAUUUAAUCAUUCACACAAAGUGGCCAAAUUCUGCUAUGCUGAUAAGGAUUUGAUCAAUAAAGCGAUUAAUGUAGCACUAUCUGCCCAUAGAGAAUGGGAUCUCAAACCUGUUGAGGAUCGAGCACAAAUAUUCUUUAAAGCUGCUGACUUGAUUAGUGGGUCGAGACGUGCAGAGCUUUUGGCCAGAACCAUGAUUGGACAGGGUAAAACAAUAAUUCAAGCAGAGAUUGAUGCAGCUGCAGAACUAAUAGACUUCUUCCGAUUCAAUGCUAAACAUGCUGUGGAACUUCAAUAUCAACAGCCAAUCAGUGAACCACCAAGCACCAACACUACACUGUACCGAAGUCUGGAGGGCUUUGUUGCAGCUAUUUCUCCAUUCAACUUCACUGCAAUAGGUGGAAACCUGGCAGGAGCUCCAGCACUUAUGGGUAAUGUGGUUGUCUGGAAACCCAGUGAUACAGCUAUGGCUGCGAGUCACACUGUGUACGAAAUACUUCUUGAAGCUGGACUGCCACCAAAUGUCAUCCAGUUUGUUCCAAGUGAUGGGCCGCUGUUUGGAGAAACUGUUACAGAAUCUGAGCACUUGGCAGGAAUCAACUUCACCGGCAGUGUCCCAACAUUUAGACAACUUUGGAAGCAGGUGGCUGAGAAACUGGACAAAUACCGUACAUUUCCUCGCCUGUCUGGAGAAUGUGGUGGUAAGAACUUUCACUUUGUGCAUAAAUCGGCUGAUAUUGGCAGUGUGGUAAAUGGUACUAUUCGUUCUGCCUUUGAGUAUGGAGGGCAAAAAUGUUCAGCCUGUUCAAGGAUGUAUGUGCCUGAUUCAUUGUGGCCUGAAAUUAAAAAGAACCUCCUGGAGGAGCAGAAGAAAAUUAAAUUGGGAAAUCCAGUGGAUGACUUUGAAACAUUCUUUUCAGCAGUUAUUGAUAACAAGUCCUUUGCUCGGGUAAAGAAAUGGAUUGAACAUGCACAGUCCUCCCCGAAUCUAACAAUAAUUGCAGGUGGGAAGUGUGAGGACAAGAUUGGUUAUUAUGUGGAGCCAACUGUUAUAGAGACAAAGGAUCCUCAGGAUCCCAUCAUGAAAGAGGAAAUCUUUGGACCAAUCAUUACAGUUUAUGUUUACCCUGAAAACAAGUAUCAAGAAAUUCUCCACUUGAUUGAUACAAGCACCCCUUUUGGUCUCACUGGUGCUGUCUUUGCACAGGAUAAAAAUGUUAUAGCUGAAGCAUAUAAAGUUCUACGUCAUUCUGCUGGAAACUUUUACAUCAAUGACAAAUCAACUGGUUCGGUUGUGGGACAGCAACCAUUUGGAGGAGCUCGUAUCUCUGGAACUAAUGACAAGGCCGGAGGUCCCCACUACAUUCUUCGUUGGACAUCACCACAAUCUGUAAAGGAGACACAUGUUCCCUUGACCAAAUGGAGAUACCCUUAUAUGGAAUAGAUACAUAAAAAGCAGCACUAAUGUGCUGCAAUGAAUAUUUUUACUAUUUAACACUGAAAGGUGUUUUAGUAAAAACCUACAACUGUUGAGCCAUUAUCUGAAAUUUAUGUCCAGCCGUGCAUUUGGGAAAUGCUUUUUCCAUCCACUGUCAUUUCUGAGUGGCAUAAAAGAUUAAAUUCUCAAAAGUCUGCCUCAAUACAGGUCAAAGUCAAUGGUAGGGUUUUUUUAAAUAAAAGACUGGAGACCAAGUGAGGACAUAUUUUAGUAAUUGUACGUGCAACUUUAAUAAGAUUUUGUGCAUUUUUUUCAGAGUAUGGUUAAACAAUCUAAUUCACAGCAUUGACACAGCAGUAUUUUAUUUCACUGAAAAUUAAAUCUCUGAUUGUAAUGCUCUGACAAAAGGUAUUGAUGCUUACUAAUGAUUUCCAACAUCCUCAGAAUUUUGCUGUUGUAUGAAUUCUUAAGUUUGCUUUUUAAUCUUAUCUCUACUGUAUAACUGUGACAAAUCACAAGCUGCAAAAAGUUAUUAAUGUAAAUCUGAAUUUGAAUUGCACUAUAGGAAGCACUAAACUUGCAAUAAUUGUAAGCAUCUAGUGAAUCACCAGAAAUAUUAAAAUAGUGGUAAAACACUGGAGAGUAGCACUGAAGAAAAAUCAGGAAUUUACUGACUUCAGAAUGUUCAUCAGUUCUUUUUUCUGUGGUGAAUUGUUUUCAAUUACACAUUUUUCCUUUUUUUUUUAGAUCUGUGUAAUUUGGUCUCUCUAUCUGUCUUUAUUUAAAUUUAUUUGAUUGUUUUAUGCUGUAACCAGACCAUUGAUCUCUGGGAUCUCCAAGUACGAACAAUAUGUGAGAAUGAUUUUAGAAUUGGUUUAACUUAUUGUGGGGUUCUGUGCUGUCUCUUGUUAGCAAUAAUUAAAGGCUCUGCUGAAAACUAAACUGCAGAAAAAUUAGCCCAUUUGUAAUAUGGCCAAAUGGUGAUUCAAAAUAUAAGUGCUAGACACAAACAUUCAACAAUGGAGAAUAUCAGUUUGCAAGAACAUGGAGCACUUGCUGUUUUCGUGAAAGAAUGUGAAAAUGAUUACUGCAAAUUAGUAGCUGAUCAACUGAGAUUUAAAAAAAAAAUAAAGAUUACAUGAAUUGCAAA